Molecule: messenger RNA, 1414 nt
Organism: Coffea eugenioides
Lineage: Eukaryota; Viridiplantae; Streptophyta; Magnoliopsida; Gentianales; Rubiaceae
Product: KRR1 small subunit processome component homolog
Exons: 12
Coding region: 1-1179 (392 amino acids)
Cellular component (GO): nucleolus; small-subunit processome
Molecular function (GO): RNA binding
Source: RefSeq, a predicted model, not a curated record
AUGGCGGAAGAGAAGGAGGAGCGAAUGGCGAUGGAGGAAGAGAAGGAGGAGCGAAAGGCGGAGGCGAAGCCUAGAAAGCACAAGGGCAAGCACGAUAAGCCAAAACCCUGGGACGAUGAAUCCAUCGAUCACUGGAAGAUAGACAAGUUUGAUCCUUCCUGGAACGAGACCGGCAUGCUUGAAGUCAGCUCUUUCUCCACUCUCUUCCCUCAGUACAGAGAAAAAUAUCUGCAAGAAUGCUGGCCCAUCGUAAAAGGUGCUCUCAAGGAGUUUGGGGUUGCAUGCGAGCUCAACUUGGUUGAAGGAUGCAUGACGGUUUCAACAACUAGAAAGACUAGGGAUCCCUACAUCAUCAUUAAAGCCAGGGACCUCAUUAAACUUCUGUCAAGAAGUGUUCCUGCACCUCAGGCAAUUAAGAUAUUGAAUGAUGAGAUGCAGUGUGAUAUCAUCAAGAUUGGCAACUUGGUUAGGAAUAAGGAAAGGUUUGUCAAACGACGGCAACAUCUAGUGGGCCCAAAUUCUUCAACACUGAAGGCGCUAGAGAUCUUGACUGGCUGCUAUAUUCUUGUCCAGGGGAACACUGUUGCUGCUAUGGGCUCGUUUAAAGGUCUGAAACAAGUUAGGAGGAUUGUGGAGGACUGUAUUCUCAACAAAAUGCAUCCACUAUAUCAUAUCAAGAUCCUCAUGCUGAAGUGCGAGCUUGCAAAAGAUCCAGCACUUGCAAAUGAGAAUUGGGAUAGAUUUCUUCCAACAUUUAAAAAGAAGAAUGUUAAACAAAAGAAAGUUAAAUCAAAAGAGAAGAAGCCAUAUACUCCAUUCCCUCCACCACAGCAAUCCAGUAAGAUUGAUCUACAGCUGGAAAGUGGUGAAUACUUUUUGACUGAUAAGAAGAAAUUGGCAAGGAAGUGGCAAGAAAAGCAGGAAAAACAGGCAGAGAAGACAGCUGAAAAUAAAAGACGGCGUGAAGAAGCAUUCAUUCCACCGGAGGAAGUGAAGAAACAUGGCUCGCAUUCUCCCAAUGCCGACAGGCAUGAUGAUGUGUCCGCCAUUGCCUUGUCUUUGAAGAAAAAGGUGAAGGAGUUUGGGAAGAAAAAGCAUGCAGAAAAGAUUGAUCCUCAGGCCUACAUUGCAGCUGUUGGCAAGCUAUCGGCGAAAAAAAAAUCUGAACACAGAGAUUGACGAGUCUUGGACCUGAAUUUAUGUCGCCGUCCAACUACUAUAUAGAAAGUCAAUGCUGACCGAAGUGAUCUCUAUAUCACUGACUUGUAGCUCGUUCUCCUUAAAUUUUGAUUUGCUGGAAUUUGUAUUUUUUUAGGUGAACGUAGUAGUGUCAAUCUUGUGAAAGAAAAUGAAGGAACCUCUGCUGUUACAUGUUUUACCUGGCAAACAUAGUAAGUCUGAUUUUUGAUCCUCA